Molecule: messenger RNA, 635 nt
Organism: Temnothorax curvispinosus
Lineage: Eukaryota; Metazoa; Arthropoda; Insecta; Hymenoptera; Formicidae
Gene: Lamtor4
Product: ragulator complex protein LAMTOR4 homolog
Exons: 3
Coding region: 134-487 (117 amino acids)
Biological process (GO): positive regulation of TOR signaling; cellular response to amino acid stimulus
Cellular component (GO): lysosome; Ragulator complex
Molecular function (GO): guanyl-nucleotide exchange factor activity
Source: RefSeq, a predicted model, not a curated record
CACUUCUCUCUGGCGAUAUACUAACUAUUAUAACCCUGCGAAUUUUUCGAGCGAAUUUUUGUUGACGUCUUGAAUAUAUUAUUUCGCCACUCGUCAGUGCCAAGACGCGUGUUUAUCUUAAUCUCUCGUAUGCAUGACAUUUCGUCGCUCAUUGACGCUGUCAUCACACAAAAUGCUGGCUUUGGAGCGCAUACCUGAUCAAACUGGAUACUUGGUAUUAACCGAGGACGGUGCUGUAUUAACGUCUGGAGGAGAUUUGGAAAAUGAUGAGAGAGUGGCAAAUAUCAUCACUAGUUUGGUCACGCUGACGAGUAAAGUUGAUUCCAAAGCGUUUCCCUCGCACGAUCCUUUUGAAAAGAUAUCGAUCAAAUAUAAGGAUCAUUGCUACGUCGUAUGUCUCUCCAAUAAGAAGAUUUACGUGGUGAAGAGGAAGCUGCCAUCUCCGACUACGGCAAUAGUCGAGCAGCAGCCUACCGUCGAUGUUUAAAUACGAAUAAACGUAAUAUUCAUAAAACAAUCUUUGUAAACUUUGAUAUCUGACACAAGUUCAAUUACUUCGAUCACUGUGAGAGAUCUAUUCACUGUUAUGUAUCUAUAAGAAUAAUGUAUUCUAAGAAUAAAGUUAGUGCAAUGUA